Hansenula ciferrii is the source of this 846-nucleotide messenger RNA. It is a transcript of the gene RPN10, whose product is annotated as proteasome regulatory particle base subunit RPN10. The transcript has a single exon. The coding region runs from base 1 to 846 and encodes 281 amino acids. Gene Ontology annotation, biological process: proteasome-mediated ubiquitin-dependent protein catabolic process. Gene Ontology annotation, cellular component: nucleus; cytosol; proteasome regulatory particle, base subcomplex. The record is from RefSeq and is a predicted model, not a curated record. NCBI's taxonomy places the organism in Eukaryota, Fungi, Ascomycota, Saccharomycetes, Phaffomycetales, Wickerhamomycetaceae. Gene Ontology annotation, molecular function: polyubiquitin modification-dependent protein binding.
AUGGUGUUGGAAGCUACUAUGAUUGUCAUUGACAACUCAGAAUUCACCAGAAAUGGGGAUUAUUUGACCAAUAGAUUCGAAGCACAAUUAGAUGGUGUUGAUUUAAUAUUUCAUGCAAAGACCAAUUCAAAUCCUGAAAACACUGUUGGGCUAUUGGCUUCAGGUGGUGAUGGUCCUCAAAUCUUAUCAACAUUGACUGCUGAUUUUGGUAAACUUCUAAGUGGUAUCCAUGAAACCAAAAUUCAUGGCUCAUUACAUUUUGCAACUAGUAUUCAAGUUGCUGCAUUAGCUUUAAAACAUCGUCAAAAUAAAGUUCAACAUCAAAGAAUUAUUGCAUUUGUUGGUUCUCCAAUUAAAGAAUCUGAAAAAGAAUUGGAAAAAUUAGCUAAAAAAAUGAAGAAGAAUAAUAUUGCCAUAGAUUUUAUUAAUUAUGGUGAAGAAAGUGUCAAUACAUCAAAAUUAGAAAAAUUCAUUUCAAUAGUAAAUUCUCAUGAUAAUAGUCAUUUAGUAACAGCACCACCAAGUGAUAGAUUACUUUAUGAAGUGAUAGGAUCAUCUCCAAUCAUUGUUGGUGAAGAUGAUGCAUUUGGAGGCCAAGGAGGUUCUGGUGAUGUUGGCGGUGAUGGAUUUGAUUUUGGUGCUGAUCCAAAUAUGGAUCCAGAUUUAGCCUUAGCAUUACGUUUAUCAUUAGAAGAAGAACAAGCAAGACAAGCUAGAGAACAACAACAAAGAGAUCAACCAGAAACUUUAGAAAGUAUUAAUGAAACCACUACUGGAGAUAAUGGUGAUUCAAAUGAAAAUAACAAUAAUAAUGAUGGUGAUACGAAUAUGGAAGAUGCUAAAUAG